CGCCUCUUCGCCACGACUCCCAUCGUCCCUUUUGACCUCCCGCGAAAUAAUCACGGCUAGGACGAACUUCAGAACCUGAGUGAUACUGAGAUCCUGGGAUCUGGAGCUUGCAUACGAUACCCAGCAGUGUUGUCAUCGUUGAGCAAUACGCGACUCGGGACCUCAGAGCAGAUACUAUGUUCUUGUAGAUCCUGGCCUCUACUCUUCUUACAGUGAUAUACUGCAUUUCCAGCCGACUUGAGAUCAAUAGACCUCCACACGAUAUCAUGGCCUCUGUAGCACCGACGGGUUCACAGGGUGGUGCUUGGGAUGAUGAAGCUGCAUUCGACAAGUUUGCGACGCUGUUCUCGCCAGCCACACCUCGCGCAUCACCAACACCCGAAGGGAAGGCCGCGAUGAACGCGCCGCCAGUCGCCCAGCGAAGACCUCCCCCGAUUGCCACGUCCGACUCCGAGUUCGGCUCGUUCGUCACCGUGUCAGCCAACGAGGAUCCGCUCUCCUUCAUGUCCGCCUCGCCGAGCGUGAGCGCGCUCCCGCCACCCAUCCAACCAUCCGUCACGCCCAGGACACCUCAGGUGGCGGCUCAUCCGGCAACUACCACAGGGAAUGUCAAGCCAAAUCAUACCCGUGCAAAUCCAAGUCUUGAUUUCUUCGAUGCUUUUGGUCGGGAGGCGAAAGAAGCGUCUGAGCGGAACAAACGACAGGUCCUCGACGAACUCCUGCUGCACGACUCAGAUCCAUUAUCCUUCCUCUCCUCGAAGCAAGAUGAAGUGUCAUUUCGACAAACCACAUCGCCAGGACAGCCCUUCACCGACGCACCCUCUACCACAUCUCCCGGGGUGGAUGCAGACGAGGAGUUCGGCGAGCUGCAGUCUAGCGCGCCACCGUGCAGCAGUGUAACGUCCUUCGGCCCCUCCUUAAUUGACUUCGAUCCUCUUGCCGAGCCCGAGAAGCCGCCAACACUCGCGGACGAUGCUGCGUCCACCUCCACUGGCCCACACCACCAUCACCAUCAUCACCACCAUGUAGGCUCGCCGACAAGGCAGUCAACGCUCACACCUUCCACGCUUGCUCCGCCCUUAACUUCGUCGAGCUCUGUCUCGUCUAAACCGGCGACUCCGGCCAUCGAGCAUUCCCCAGAGUUCCCAUUUCCCUCGAGUAGCCCGCCGCCGAGAUCACAGUCUAUGCAGACGCUCUCCGGGCUUUCGUCCUCAUGGCUCUCUACCAUCCGCGAACGCGGCCUUUCCUCUAUCCUCCCCGCCACGCACACCCGUCAGGCGACAGACCCCGGACGCAUACUACCUGGCCACCCCAAUCCCCACCCGCACGCCCCCGGCCACACCCCCGCCCAGCCCGUCACCAUCACCCACAACACGCCCUUCACACCCACAGGGCCCGCGCACUCCCCCUUCGCUGCGCACGUCUACAUCCCGCCUAGCGGGGCGCCCGGCUUUCGCGGAGAAGCAUACGACUGGGACAAGGGGUACUCCGUUGAGCUGGAGCGCGAGCUCCAGGCGUCGGGGGCAUCGUCGUCGAGAGGUGUUAGUCGGUCGCCGCCGGGUACUGCGUCGAGCACGUCGUCGAGGGCGCCGGCGUCGGUGAGGGGCGUGUCCCCGAAACCGCAGGAGCCGCCGGGCGAGGUGAAGCCGGCGACGGUGGACGAUGUGAUCCAGAAGAAGCUGGGCGGGGUGUUACUGACGGGGCGGAAUCCGAAUACGGAGGUCGUACUGACGAACGAGACGGCGGAUUCG
Schizophyllum commune H4-8 is the source of this 1751-nucleotide messenger RNA. RefSeq lists its product as uncharacterized. The annotation marks the transcript as partial. NCBI's taxonomy places the organism in Eukaryota, Fungi, Basidiomycota, Agaricomycetes, Agaricales, Schizophyllaceae. The transcript is spliced from 2 exons. The record is from RefSeq and is a predicted model, not a curated record.